AUGAAUUCCAACGAAAGCGAACCGCUCUUGAUAGAGCCUUCUCCUGAGGCAUCCAGCUCCGAAGCCUCCCUCGGGUUCCAGAAGAUCAAGAAGAAAGGCCCGAUAAUGGACAAACUGAACAAACUGAAUAAACCACCCCGGAAACGCUCUCGCAUUGCGUGUACGUGGUGUCGCGAUCGAAAAGUCCGCUGCGAUGCCUCGAGCCACGGCACACCAUGCACGAACUGCGAGCUCGACCAGCAGGAGUGUGUUGUUCAUUCAGCAUCACAGAGCAAGCAUAUUCGUGCGAAAAAGCCAGCCUCGCGCCAUCAGCCAUAUCCAUCGCCCACCACACCAAGUACAGCCAAAGCCUCUAUAUUUCAGGCCUCAGAGGCUUCAUCACGCAGUCCGCUCAUAUCCCACUCAUGGAGCGAGAGAGCCGGCAGCCAAACGCCCUGGAGGACGCCUCCCCAUCCAAGCUCUUCUUCAACCUCACUAGCAUCAACAUCCACUACCCAGUCCAGCGCAGUUCCAGACGUCUUUUACUCCGCCUACCCAUUCCUGACACUCCCCGGCCUCUCUGACAUCUCGCAAGAGGACUUCCAGUAUCUCACCAUAAAGGGCUGCUUCCGUGUCCCUAGUGGUGCAGUACUGGAUGAGUUUAUCCGGAAGUACUUCCUCUACGUGCACCCCUGUCUGCCUACUAUCAACGAAGCCGAGUUCUGGCAGAUGUACUACCGGCCGCCUUUGCCUGAUGGUGAGGACGGCGGUAUCAGUCUGUUUACGUUCCAGGCAAUGUUAUUUGCGAGUUCAGCGUUCGUCUCUCCAGAGACAAUCAGAUCAGCAGGAUUCCCAGAUACGCGAACAGCGCGCAACACACUCUACACCCGCGCCAAACUCCUCUACGAUCUAGGCUGCGACAAAUCCCCCCUAUCGACAGUCCAAGCAUCCCUCCUCCUAACGCACCAAUCCUCCCCCACAGACCUCCACGCCGGCUCUCUCUGGCUCAGUAUCGCAAUCCAAAGCGCCAUCGUCUACAACGCCCUAAGUCCAUCAACAGACACCAUAAAGAAGCGCAUAUGGUGGUGCAUCUUGCUCCGAGAUCGUAUAAUCGCGCUCGGCCUAAGGCGGCACCCGCAGAUUACACCGCAGACAAUAGGCCUUGACCUUACGGGGACGGGUGCUGCAUGUAGGACUGUGCUUGCGGAGAAGGAUCUCGAAGAUGAAGUCUCCGGGUCAGAGGUGUAUGACCCUGAGGCGAAGAGGUUGCUUGCGAAGGUUGUGGGCGUGCAGUGUGAGUUGGCGGUUUGUUUGGGGGAUGUGCUGGGGGUUGUCCAUUCUUCUGCGUCUCCUGCGAACAUGGGAGGUGGGAAUAUUUGUGGUGAUAUGCAGUCACAGGCACAGGGGCAGAGACAAGGGGAGGUAAAGAGUGUCAAGAAACAGGUCGCAGAGUGCAAGGCCAGUCUCCUUCGGUGGUCGACAAACGCAAAGGCUCCGCUGGGGGCGGUCGUGAACUCCCAUAUGACACAUGAGUCUGUGGGAUUAUUCUUUGGGUUGACGUUCUUCCACUACCAUGCCGCCCGUCUAGCCCUCUGCAACUUCGAAGCCCUAAGCAUCCAACUCAACAAAGAUUCAAACACACCGAACACUACAAAUACAGACCAAGACGAAGAAGAUGCAGACAAUGAACGAAUCCAAGACGAACUCGAAGACGCCACAGGCUGCAUCACAGACACAAUCAAGCGAUUCCUCGCCCAGGGUGUCGCCAACCACCUCCCUAUAAGCGCUGUCCCCCUAAUAGCCCACCCCCUCCUCCUCAGCGCCCUCGACGUGAAACUCUCUUCGACAAAAUCCCAAUCUGCCACUCGCAAGCGCCGGUUCCGCUACUACGCCAAUCUCAUGCAAGUCUUCCAGCAGCGCUAUGAUGGGACGGAUAAAGUUGCUGCCUUUAUUCAGCAGACGUUGCAGUUGGCGGAUGGGAUACUCCCCCGGCCGCGUGCUCGGACGCUCUCAUCUAGCAGUGAUUGCUCUGAGACUGGGUCUGGGCCAGGUGGGACGUGCAGUAGCUGGCCUGAGCUCUUUGCGGAUUUCCCGAAGUUGUAUCUCAGGCUCUUGUUCGCGCUGGAUUAUGCCUUUAGUCGGGGGUAUUUUCCGCCUUAUGGAGAGGUACAGGGGUUUUGUGGCGGGAAUGAUACUCAUGACGCUGGGGAGACUGGACCAGUGCAGCCUUCAAGGUCAGAGGGGAUAUCUGGGUUAGGGAUACGGGCAUCGAUAUCGCCAUAUACGGAUCUUGGAUCUGGAUCUGGAUGCGGCGGACAAAUGCCCAUGCAGCUGACGAAUCUCUACACUUUGGUUGAUUCCGAGCAGCAACAGCAGGAGCAUUCUCUGCUGGCUUCAUCAGAAGAACCAUAUACAGCUUCUGUUUGCGAGACCCAAGUCCUCGACCCUCUAGUGAUCCCAGCCUACAAUCCCAUGCUGGAUGCGGAUUACGCAUACCCGGCGCAUUUACCGUUCGCGCAACAGAACUACGAAUACGGUGUGUAUCAACUACAUGACAGUGGAAUGCUAGACGAAAAUGGGCGUUCCGAUUUUCUGAGUCUGGGGAGCUCGUCGUCGGAAUCAUAUUCUGAUAUCGUGACUCAUCCUGUGGGUGUUGGGGAGGAGGGGUUUGUGUGCAUGGGUGAUGGGUAA
This is a messenger RNA of Aspergillus versicolor CBS 583.65, 2670 nucleotides long. Its product is annotated as Zn(II)2Cys6 transcription factor. Gene Ontology annotation, molecular function: DNA binding; zinc ion binding; DNA-binding transcription factor activity, RNA polymerase II-specific. The record is from RefSeq and is a predicted model, not a curated record. Gene Ontology annotation, biological process: DNA-templated transcription; regulation of DNA-templated transcription. The transcript is spliced from 6 exons. Lineage: Eukaryota; Fungi; Ascomycota; Eurotiomycetes; Eurotiales; Aspergillaceae. The coding region runs from base 1 to 2670 and encodes 889 amino acids.